Molecule: messenger RNA, 962 nt
Organism: Dendrobium catenatum
Lineage: Eukaryota; Viridiplantae; Streptophyta; Magnoliopsida; Asparagales; Orchidaceae
Product: selenoprotein F
Exons: 4
Coding region: 136-615 (159 amino acids)
Cellular component (GO): endoplasmic reticulum lumen
Molecular function (GO): oxidoreductase activity
Source: RefSeq, a predicted model, not a curated record
UCGGGCUAAUCGAAGCCCUAUUGGCCAGUUCCAGUUCUCCCCAUUGGAAUAAAUCAAACAAAUAAGCACAGAGGCUUUCUUUUUGCUUGGAAAUAUAGGUUUCACCAGUCCAUUUUUCGAUUGAUCGUGAGGGAGAUGUACCUAUGGCCAUCCAUCGCGUCUCUCCUUCUUCUCGUUUACUUGCCAUUCGUUGCACUCGGCGAUCAGCUCAGUCCAAAGGAGUGCGAGAAUCUAGGGUUUACCCGCCGCGCCCUCUGCUCCGAUUGCAAUACUUUGGCAGAGUACGUCAAGGACGGAGAAUUAGUAGCUGAUUGCCGUAGGUGCUGCACAGAUGAUACUAAUGAUUCCUUGAGUAAGGUUUCAUUUUCUGGUGCUAUAUUGGAGGUUUGCAUGAGAAAGCUGGUUUUCUACCCCGAAGUUGUUGCAUUCAUUGAGGAAGAGAAAGAUCAAUUCUCUUCUGUCAAGGUUCAGUAUGUGUAUGCUUCACCUCCAAAACUCGUAAUGCUUGAUGAAGAUGGAAAUCAGGUGGAAACAAUAAGAAUUGAUAAUUGGAAGCGUGAGCACAUACGACAAUUCCUGAAAGAGAAGGUGAAAGCUACUUCGAAGGAAAUCUAAAAUUUCUUCGUUGACUUCAAUUUUUAUUUUUGCAAAACACGAGGUAUGGAAAGACUUUGGCUUUGUUUGGGACGACUUUUUUAUUGCUUCUUGAAGCAGCUUUUUAGUACAAAAAAAUUUAAUUUUUAUACUAAAAGGCUGCUUCAAGAAGCAGGAAAAAAACUGUCCCAAAUGAAGCCUUUGUAUUGAACCUGAAAUAAGAUGAAUCCACGUGUGAAUGGGGCUAAAAACUUUGUCCUGGUUGACAUGUAAACAGAAUGUUUUGUAGGGCUUUCAAAAUUGAUCAAAUACAUUUAUUAUGUGCAAUAUUUUCUAUUGAAAGGUUGGAUGUGUGAAAUUUUUAGGCA